AAUGAAUUCUGAAAAAGAUUUCCAAUAUGACAUUCAUGAUGUGUAAAAUAUUAAAACUGCCUUUUUGGAUUUAUAAUAGGAAGAGAGCACUGGAUUUAAAUUAGGAUUUGGUACUGCUAUAUUAUCUUACUUUGUAUUCAGAAGAUUUACAUAUUUAAGGACUGGACCCAGGUAAUACUAUUGAUUGCAUUAUUUAAGAUUUGUAGGAUCAAUGAUUCUAGGCUCAUAAGUGUAUGGUUUCUACACCCAUAGAUCUAGAGCAUAUUAUGAUUAUGUGGCACAAUAAGUAAAUUUGCAUGCAUCCGAAGCAAUCAAUCAAUGCCUAGGACAUUGACU
Molecule: messenger RNA, 336 nt
Organism: Paramecium pentaurelia
Lineage: Eukaryota; Ciliophora; Oligohymenophorea; Peniculida; Parameciidae
Source: the annotation of a GenBank genome assembly